This is a messenger RNA of Cercocebus atys (sooty mangabey), 6194 nucleotides long. RefSeq names its product exocyst complex component 6B (gene EXOC6B). Gene Ontology annotation, cellular component: exocyst; membrane. Gene Ontology annotation, biological process: exocytosis; intracellular protein transport; Golgi to plasma membrane transport. Lineage: Eukaryota; Metazoa; Chordata; Mammalia; Primates; Cercopithecidae. The record is from RefSeq and is a predicted model, not a curated record. Bases 590 to 2878 code for a protein of 762 amino acids. The transcript has 22 exons.
GGAUUACAGGCGUGAGCCACCGUGCCCAACCUCAAUGUGGAUUUUUUCAAUUGACUUAUUUGCUGGUAAACAAUUUAUAGACUUCUGAAUUUUUAAAACCCAGUUCUGAGUUUUCUCCAGUUUUAUAAUAAAAAAACAAAUUGUAAGGCUGUAGUGAAAUUCUCCAUCUUUUCAUCUGUUUUGUUCUUUUCUUCUUUUCUUGUCAUAUUAAUCAUAGCCAUUUUAAAAGUUCUUAUUUGUUAAGUUCAACAUUUAGAUCAUCUGUGAAUCUCUUCUCUCGGCACGCCUGGUAAUUUUGGACUGAAUAGACAUUAAAAAAAUUGUGGAGGUUUUGGAUGGUGUUUUCUUCCUUAAGUGAAGGUCCCUCCCCUCUGCCCCCAGUUUCUGGUAAGGCAGAUGGUAUGGCAAUAUUUAAUCCAGUCAACGACUGAGCUGGCUAAAUCUGGGGUUCACCUUUAGUCAGGGUGUGACUGUCUCUGGCUCAUUACUGCCUUAUGCUGUAGUCCUCCAGACAUUCCAAAGAGCCUGGAGUGAUGACUAGGAGCUCUUCCCUUGGUCUGUUUAUGAUGGUGAAGAACAUGGACGUUUCAUGGAGAAGCUUGAAACUCGUAUCCGUAAUCACGACCGAGAAAUUGAGAAAAUGUGCAACUUUCAUUACCAGGGCUUUGUGGACUCUAUAACUGAACUGCUGAAAGUGAGAGGAGAAGCUCAGAAACUCAAAAAUCAAGUGACGGAUACUAAUAGAAAACUACAACAUGAGGGAAAGGAACUGGUAAUAGCAAUGGAAGAGCUGAAGCAGUGUCGACUACAACAGAGAAAUAUUUCUGCCACUGUUGAUAAAUUAAUGCUGUGUCUUCCAGUCCUAGAGAUGUACAGCAAACUGAGGGACCAGAUGAAAACUAAAAGGCAUUAUCCUGCACUGAAAACUCUGGAACAUCUAGAGCAUACCUACCUGCCUCAAGUAAGCCACUAUCGAUUCUGCAAGGUGAUGGUGGACAACAUCCCCAAGCUUCGAGAAGAAAUAAAAGAUGUUUCUAUGUCCGAUCUCAAAGACUUUCUGGAGAGCAUCCGCAAACAUUCAGACAAAAUUGGAGAGACUGCCAUGAAGCAAGCCCAGCAGCAAAGAAACCUGGAUAACAUCGUCUUGCAACAACCCAGAAUAGGUAGCAAGAGGAAAUCUAAGAAAGAUGCAUAUAUAAUCUUUGAUACAGAGAUAGAAAGCACUAGUCCUAAGUCUGAACAGGAUUCAGGAAUUCUGGAUGUUGAAGACGAGGAAGAUGAUGAAGAGGUACCUGGGGCCCAAGAUUUGGUGGAUUUCUCUCCAGUUUAUCGAUGUCUACACAUAUAUUCUGUCCUGGGUGCCCGGGAAACAUUUGAGAAUUACUACCGAAAACAGAGGCGAAAACAGGCUCGUUUGGUACUUCAACCUCCAUCUAACAUGCAUGAAACUUUAGAUGGCUACAGGAAGUAUUUUAAUCAAAUUGUAGGCUUUUUUGUGGUUGAAGAUCACAUUUUACAUACAACCCAGGGCUUAGUAAAUAGAGCCUACAUUGAUGAACUGUGGGAAAUGGCACUUUCAAAAACCAUCGCAGCACUCCGUACCCACUCGUCUUACUGCUCUGAUCCCAACCUUGUGUUAGAUUUGAAGAAUCUCAUUGUGCUUUUUGCUGACACACUUCAGGUGUAUGGUUUCCCUGUAAAUCAGCUUUUUGACAUGCUGUUAGAAAUCAGAGAUCAAUAUAGUGAAACUCUGCUAAAGAAGUGGGCAGGUAUUUUCAGAAACAUACUUGAUUCUGACAACUAUAGUCCUAUACCAGUAACAAGUGAAGAGAUGUACAAAAAGGUGGUAGGACAAUUCCCAUUUCAAGAUAUAGAACUGGAAAAGCAACCAUUUCCAAAAAAGUUUCCUUUCUCUGAAUUUGUGCCAAAAGUUUACAACCAAAUUAAAGAAUUUAUCUACGCUUGUCUGAAGUUUUCAGAAGAUCUUCAUCUAAGCUCAACUGAAAUUGAUGACAUGAUUCGUAAAUCAACAAACCUGUUGCUGACCAGGACUCUAAGCAACUCUCUGCAGAAUGUCAUUAAAAGGAAGAAUAUUGGGCUUACUGAGCUUGUCCAGAUUAUUAUCAAUACAACACAUUUGGAGAAAUCCUGUAAGUACUUGGAAGAAUUUAUCACCAACAUCACUAAUGUGCUUCCAGAAACAGUUCACACUACCAAGCUCUAUGGCACCACAACUUUUAAGGAUGCUAGACAUGCAGCUGAAGAAGAGAUUUAUACCAACUUAAACCAGAAGAUUGACCAGUUCCUACAGCUGGCAGACUAUGACUGGAUGACUGGAGAUUUGGGCAACAAAGCUAGUGAUUACCUGGUAGACCUCAUUGCCUUUCUUCGUAGCACCUUUGCUGUAUUCACACACCUUCCUGGAAAGGUGGCCCAGACAGCGUGUAUGUCAGCUUGCAAGCAUUUAGCUACAUCCUUGAUGCAACUUUUGUUGGAAGCUGAAGUGCGGCAGCUCACCUUGGGAGCAUUACAGCAGUUCAACUUGGACGUCAGAGAAUGUGAACAGUUUGCCAGAUCCGGCCCGGUGCCUGGGUUCCAGGAGGACACGCUGCAGUUGGCCUUCAUCGACUUGAGACAACUUUUGGAUCUUUUCAUCCAGUGGGAUUGGUCAACCUACCUUGCUGACUAUGGUCAGCCCAACUGCAAGUACCUCCGGGUAAACCCAGUGACUGCUCUGACCCUGCUAGAGAAGAUGAAGGAUACUAGCCGCAAGAACAACAUGUUUGCACAGUUUCGGAAAAAUGAGCGAGACAAGCAGAAACUCAUUGACACUGUGGCCAAGCAGCUCCGAGGACUCAUCAGCAGCCACCACUCAUGAAGGGUGGCCUGGACCUACAGAGGCGACUUGCUGCAGCCCCUUUGUCUGGGAUCCAACCCCAGCUGACCCUGCAUUUGUGUAUUCUUCUUCAAAGAGAGCAUAUGUAUUUUUUUAUUAACCCCUGUGCAGUGUUCACAUAACAUUUCCCUAUAGUAAAAGAGGCACAAGAAUAAGCAAGUACAUGAGAUGUUGCUAGGCUGGGACUCAGGGGAAGUUAUUACUACACUAUCUGUGUUAUCUUAGAGAUGGUGGUAUCAUCAAUCCCAGUGUGAUGAACCACCUUCCAUCCAUGGCUCUAAAGCUUAGGUCUGGGGCUUAGGAACCACACAAAAUGGGUAUCUGGCACUGGGAGGUAGAGUGAAUAAGCAAAAGGAUACUAAAAUAUGUCCUGUUCACUCCUGGAUGCCCAUUCACCACAUAGAUGAGGCUGAUUCUUCUCAAUGCAAGGAAAGGGCCUGGCAAACAUUAUUUAAUACACUAAGGGGAGCUCUGGAGGGUCAUCUCCUCAGUCUGCUGACUUUCACUGGCUUGUGAACAAACAUGUCAUAUGGCAAGAUGACAGCUUCAUUCCAAUCCCCCAAGCUUGGCAAUUUCUUUAGCCUAGAUCUAACCUGAGGCUUUUACUGCAAAUUUUUCUGGGGCAGGAUACAGCUAAGUAGAGAGCAGUAAUAAUUGGAUCCCAUCUUUAACUGCAGAUUGCCCCAACUCUAGAAGUGUUGAGUCUCAAUCCGAGGAGUUUUUCUGGAUCUUGAAAGCCAGUUUUCAUGGAAUCAGAGACCCAAUCCCUUCCCUGCUCAUCUCAUUUCCUUCAUUCACAGUCAGCGCAUUUGGUUCAGGACAUAAAUCAACAGUUAUUUCCAUAGGUCUUCACAGAGCGUCUGAGACUUAGCCUUCUCCAGUAAUGCAGUUGAAAUAUUUCAGAUUUCAGAAGCUUAAAAAUGGCCCUUACCUUACCCUUAGGUGAAACCUGAGGAUUAGUUGGGAUUGUUCCUUUACGUUUUAAAACCAGUUUUUUGGCUAUGAUCUUCAAGGAAAUGUCACCAGCUCUGCACUGUGGGGGCAGCCAUGACUGGAGUGGAUGCAUCUAGGGAUGGAGACAUUGUUACCAUAAAGUCAGCAGAGCCAACCAUGGCUUGUGACUUGUUGCCUCUGGCCCAACUGUCCUUCACUAAAUAAUAUCCUUAUUUAGUCAUUAUUUUGUCAUUGAAGCCCAAGGUUCCCAUCCUCUUUUGAGAUCCCCAAAGCCGUCUUUGGCUUUGUCUGAGAAAGAUUGCCUAUAAUCCUAUCCUCCAAACUCUAAAGCCUGGAGCAGCUUAGCUUGGGAGGCUGCAUUCAUUGUCCCAGAUGGACUCCUGAGACUUAAUACAAGAGCUUUGCUAUGAAGUCAGUCAGGGGAAACUGUACUUUAAGAUACUUCAGAAAGAUGCUACUAUGGCUACUGGCAAGAGUAUAAUUGCGCAUCACCAAACAAUGACAAAUAAGCCACACAGGCCUUUCCAGCUUGGAUUGGUGGGAGGAGAGACUCAUCAAACAGAAUUCUUCACUACCUUUGUCAGCUACUGAGUUGCUUCUGGGGAGGGAGCACUUCCUUGCCCCCCACCACCCUCAACCCCUCUACCUCACCAUAUCCUAUCACAUCUUGAUAGUCACAGGGAAGAGGAUGUGCACACAGACAUACAAACUUCCUCAAAGCUGGAGAGACCAGGCUACAUGUGAGCUCACAGAUGCCUGCUGCAGCUCAUCCUGAGGGCUGGGUGGUUGGCCAGGGUUUCAGGAUGAGGGUAGGGGAUGAACACUGCCACCCAGAACUUGAUAAGCCAAGAGAAGGCAGGAGUCAAAAUGGCAUCGCCAAGCUCUCAUCUUUGUUGAAACAAGUGAGAAACAAUUAUAUUAAUCUGAAGUUCUAUUGCUUGAGAAGGGUUAAAAACACUUUUCUUCGCUAGUACCCUCUUUGCAGCAAGAUCUCUUCAGCUUUAAGUGCUGAGAGACUUUGAAGUGGAAAUGGAGAGACAUGUAAGCAUGCCACAGUGUUUAUCUUUAGAGGAUCAUCAUUGCUGGUCUCAUCCCAAACCUCUGCCUUGGAAGAACUGUGCUAUAGAGGAAAAGGUGAACAAGGUGGAGGAAUAGGGGUUAUUCUGCACAGAAGUCCCCUGAAAGAAAAAGCCUAUUCAAGCUCAAUAUAUAAAGAUGGACCCUUUGAUAUAUCUUCUCUCCAUUCUUAGUCUACCUUCACCUUGUCUAACUAAAAGCAACAUGCAGCUACUAAGUUAUAUGUAGAGGCAUACUCUUGGUUGGCCAGGGAAGGUAAAAACAGGGACCAGCAAUGUCAAGUUUUUGAAUUAGAAAAGUGGAAUGUUUUUAGUUUUGUCUAUAGACCUGUAGCUGGGCCAACCCGUGAGAGGACUUGUGCAAAGCAUGUGUGCCCAUACCCAUCAGACUCCUCAGAUAUGGCCUCAAAUACCUAGAGAUAUAGAAGCCCUGGAGGGCCUCAAUAAGAGGGCAAGCACACAGAUGGCUAGAAGCCUAUAUGGCUUUUGGUCAGGAUGAACCCUUGGCCAAGUUCCUGGGGAAACCAGGUCUAUGUUCCUGAAGGGACAGUCCAGUUUGGGACCCUAUUAGGUUUCAGCAGUAAUAUAGGCUGCUUGCAUCAUUUUAACAUUCAUAGGAAAAAUCUCUUUGAGCAGGCUAUAAAUGAAGCUGUUGCAGGAAAGAAGGAAUAGGACCUGAAAAUGGGAACCAGGAAGUGAGACCCUGUUGGCAAAGGGAAUGUACAGCUUCCAGGGUGCAUUGCCCAGUGUUCUCAUUGCAUACCAGUCCUCCAAGUCAGUCUAGCCUUACUGUACACUUGACAAGUGCUUACUCAGCAAGUCACAGACCCACGGCCUUUUAUCUCCCAAGAUUGGCUUUGGCCAUGACCUUCCUCAUCAGGCCUCUGAGCACACUCUCUAGGGACUGCUGCAGAAAUUCCCCUACUUUAGCCUCCCUUCUCCCGGGACUCCUCUCUUGACUGCAAUUGCCUCUUCUUUUUUUUUUUUUUUUUUGCCUGCAUUCACAAAUACUUUUCACAAAGGUGUUGGAAAUGGCGUUUUUAUUUUGCACAGAUAGUUGCACAUUUAUAGAGAAAAUUAGGAAAGUCCAUUUUUAACUCUGAAGGGAACUUUUUUCUCUAAAACUUACUAGUAAAGCUACUGAUAUGGAUGGGCCGCAUGGUUAGGGGAAAUCUCCUCUGUGAAAAGAGCAUGUUUAUUCCUCUUGUACAUUUUCCUCUUUUAACUGCUAUUAAACAAGAAAGCCUACAUACCUGUUUCAAAAGCCA